UCGCUAUUUCUCGGCGACAACGACAUAACUCCGUUGCUUUCUGUUGCAUUGGCGCGUGAGAUCAGAUACAACAAAACUUUGAAGCUCCUGGAUCUCAGUUCUAAUAGUAUUUCGGAUCAGGGCGCUAGUGCCUUGUCGGCCGUUCUGAUUGCCAACUCAACGCUAGAGUCUCUUGACAUUGCUAGCAACGGCAUUUCGCAGCAUGGAGUUGCUUGCCUAGCAGCGGGUCUUAAACACAAUUCAAGCCUGAAAUCGUUGGAGCUGAGCUUCAAUGGUUUUGGUGAUUCUGGGGUUGUAUUUCUUGCUGAUGCGGUCCAAAGAAACAGCUCACUUCAAUAUUUGGGUCUUGGUUUCAACGGCAUCCUUGAGUCUGGUGCUUCUGCUUUGUCGCAGGCGUGCUUGAUGAGCAAGUGCCUGACGAAGAUUGAGCUCAGUUACAAUGCCAUCGGAGACUGUGGGGCGGAGAUCCUCAGCGGGAUGCUGGAGAGAAACCCUGCUCUGAAAGUCCUCGGUUUGGUAUGUAACGGCAUUACAGACAAAGGCGCAAAGUCUCUUGCCAGGGCACUGGAAUCGAACAGCAACUUGAAGGUGAUUGGAUUAGCAUGCAACGAGAUCACGGAUGAUGGUGCGGCAAGCUUGGCAGAAAUGCUCAAUCAUAACGAUUCGCUCCAAGGGCUCUACCUGGAAGAGAAUGAUAUUGGGGAGGUCGGAUCGGCACUGCUAGCAAAGGCGCAUAGGACAACAACAGUUUGCACGCCAAUGAAU
Messenger RNA from Guillardia theta CCMP2712, 765 nucleotides. RefSeq lists its product as hypothetical. NCBI's taxonomy places the organism in Eukaryota, Cryptophyceae, Pyrenomonadales, Geminigeraceae. The transcript has a single exon. The record is from RefSeq and is a predicted model, not a curated record. The annotation marks the transcript as partial. Gene Ontology annotation, molecular function: protein binding.